ACAAUCACAAAUCAACCAAAGCCUGAGUGCAAUGGAGCCUCACAUACUCAGUGCCAAACCAUGCACCUUUUACUUAUUCUCUUGCAUUCUUUUAAUCUUUGCUUUCCUAGCAUCCUUUGCAAGUGCAGCCAUUCACUACCAUGAAUUUGUUAUUGAAGCAAAGCCAGUGAAGAGGCUGUGCAGAACUCACAGUACAAUUACAGUAAAUGGGCAAUAUCCAGGGCCAACGUUGGAAGUGCGAGAUGGCGAUACUCUGGUCAUUAAAGCUAUAAACAAGGCCAGAUACAAUGUCACCCUCCACUGGCAUGGAGUGCGACAAUUGCGAAAUCCAUGGGCAGAUGGACCCGAAUAUGUGACGCAGUGUCCUAUCCAACCAGGGAGGUCUUACACAUACCAAUUCACCAUCCAAAACCAGGAGGGGACUUUAUGGUGGCAUGCUCAUAGCAAAUGGCUUAGAGCGACAGUGCAUGGAGCUCUCAUAAUAUAUCCUAAGUUGGGUUCCCCAUACCCCUUCCCCAUGCCCAAGAGAGAAAUGCCUGUUAUUCUUGGAGAAUGGUGGGAUAGGGAUCCGAUGGAUGUUCUAAAGCUAGCACUUUUCACUGGAGGUGCUCCAAAUGUAUCAGAUGCAUAUACAAUUAAUGGUCAACCAGGCGACUUGUAUAGAUGCUCUAGCAAAGAAACUGCCAUGUAUCCAGUGGAGGCGGGUGAGACGGUUCUUCUGAGGAUCAUCAACUCUGCACUGAAUCAGGAGCUGUAUUUCGGGGUGGCCAAUCACAAACUAACUGUUGUUGCUGUUGAUGCUAGCUACACCAAACCUUUCACAACAAAUGCCAUCAUGAUUGCUCCUGGUCAGACAACCGAUGUCCUUCUCACUGCUGAUCAGCCUCCAGCUCGUUACUACAUGGCAGCACAUGCCUACAACACCGCCAAUGCAGCCUUUGACAAUACCACCACCACGGCAAUCCUUGAAUAUGAAUCUGCUCACUACUCCGCAAAAGGAGGAAAAUCUUUCAAACCGAUCUUCCCACAGCUACCCGGGUUCAACGACACCGCCACUGCAACUGCAUUCACUGCCCAGCUAAGGAGUCCUUGCAAGGUCAAAGUUCCCAUUGAGAUUGAUGAAAGCCUGUUUUUCACAGUGGGGUUAGGACUAAUCAACUGUAAAAAUCCGAAUAGCCCACGAUGCCAAGGCCCCAACGGAACUCGCUUUGCUGCCAGUAUCAACAAUGUGUCCUUUGUGUUCCCAAGAAGUACCUCCUUAAUGCAGGCCUACUACCAAGGUCAACCUCGUGUUUUCACCUCAGACUUUCCACCUGUUCCUCCCAUACAAUUUGAUUAUACAGGCAAUGUAAGCAGAGGCCUCUGGCAACCUGUUAAGGGAACAAAGCUCGUUAAACUAAAGUUUGGGUCCAAGGUACAAAUUGUGUUCCAGGAUACAAGUAUUGUCACAGUUGAGGAUCAUCCUAUGCAUAUUCAUGGAUACGACUUCUAUGUUGUUGGGAGUGGUUUUGGUAACUUUGAUCCCAAAAAUGAUCCAGCCAAAUUCAACCUUGUUGAUCCACCAAGGAGAAAUACCAUUGGAACACCUCCUGGUGGAUGGGUAGCCAUCCGGUUUGUGGCCGACAAUCCAGGAAUCUGGCUGCUCCAUUGCCAUAUAGACACCCAUCUCCCUUGGGGCUUGGCAACAGCUUUGCUAGUUGAAAACGGAGUUGGAAAAUUGCAGACUGUACAGCCACCACCACUCGAUCUACCCCAAUGUUAAAGCCAAUAUCAAACAUCUAUUAGUGUGAAGUGUUCCACUAGUUUCUGGCUGCAUGCUCACUUCCUUUGAAUAUAUUACCUGCAGUUGGUUUGAAUGAUUUAUAGCUUGUGUUUAUAUGAAUGUUAUACGUCCUG
Molecule: messenger RNA, 1896 nt
Organism: Gossypium arboreum
Lineage: Eukaryota; Viridiplantae; Streptophyta; Magnoliopsida; Malvales; Malvaceae
Product: laccase-13-like
Exons: 6
Coding region: 32-1762 (576 amino acids)
Biological process (GO): lignin catabolic process
Cellular component (GO): apoplast
Molecular function (GO): hydroquinone:oxygen oxidoreductase activity; copper ion binding
Source: RefSeq, a predicted model, not a curated record